AUGCGAGCAGAGAGAGCUCAUGCAAAGGCUGAAAAAGAAAAACGUGCAAGGGAGGUAGUUCCAGUAAUGAAUAUGUUUAGUCAUGGAAGAGACACUAAGAACGCAAAUCAACAUCUCACCAAGUUCGUGGAAAUAGCUAAUACAACCAAGAUCAACGGUGUUGAUGAUGAUAUUGUGAGGGAAAUACCUAGGUACGCCAAGCUCUUGAGUGAGGCGGAUAUGAAGAAGCAAAAGCUCCAGAAAUCUGAUCUAAAGCUAUCUCUUCAUUGUAGUGAAAUCAUCCAAAAGCAAAGGCCUGUCAAGCAGAGGGAUCCAGGUCAAUUCAUCAUUAGUUGUUCCAUUGGGAAUGAUAAAGUAGACAAGGCUCUUUGUGAUCUUGGAGCUAGCAUCAACAUAAUGCCUUUGGAGUACUACGAGAAGCUCAACAUUUGGCCACUCAAAUCAACAGAUGUUUGCUUAAGGAUGGUUGACAAUACUACAACAAAGGUGGUUGGGGUAAUUGAGGAUGUAUUGGUAAAGGUUAAUGAUUUUAUAUUCACUGUCGAUUUCUUUGUUUUAGACAUGAAAGUUGAUAAACAAGUUCCUCUGAUGUUAGGUAGAAACUUUCUAGCCACGUGCAAAGCUCUUAUUGAUGUAGGUAGAGGAGAAAUCACAAUAAGUGACCAUGGAGGAAAGUAA
Molecule: messenger RNA, 678 nt
Organism: Salvia splendens (bonfire salvia)
Lineage: Eukaryota; Viridiplantae; Streptophyta; Magnoliopsida; Lamiales; Lamiaceae
Exons: 3
Coding region: 1-678 (225 amino acids)
Biological process (GO): proteolysis
Molecular function (GO): aspartic-type endopeptidase activity
Source: RefSeq, a predicted model, not a curated record